GGGAAGGUGGGGGAAAACGUCAACCGUGUAUGAAAUGAAAAAUCCUGUUAUUUUUUUUAACAUGACGAUGUAUUGACGUUUUUCUCUCGUGUUCCACGAAUAAUUCGACUCACAUCUGUUGCUUCGGUUGAGGUUUUCCUCAAGGAGCAGUCAGAAAAUUCUCUGUCUACAUACAUACAAGAAAAUAAUGUGAUACAAAUCUACAAAUCUUCUGCAAUGUACCUUUUACCAAUAAUUCCAUUGUGUGUGAUAUUUUGUGUCGGUACCACGUUAAGUACUCCCGUCCCAGAGUACGAGAAGUUCCUGGAGAAUCCUAGAUACCUGAACUACGAUGAGCUCACUAAUCUAUUCAGAAAGCUGGAGACUGAAAACACUGGUCUGGUGAAGCUACACACUAUUGGUAGGUCUGUGAAAAACCGAGAGCUAUGGGCCCUAGAAAUCAACUCAAAUGUGAAUAACCGCACGCUGCUUACACCAAUGUUCAAAUAUGUGGCCAAUAUGCAUGGGGAUGAAGCCAUCGGCAGACAACUGAUGGUUUAUUUAGCUGAGUAUCUGAUAUACAAUUAUGGCAAAGUUGAGAGAGUAACAAGGCUUAUGAAUACUACAGAUAUAUUCCUAAUGCCCUCGAUGAAUCCUGAUGGGUUUGAAAACUCAGAGGAGGGGCAGUGUGAAUCAAAAGAUAGAUAUGUAGGUAGGGAAAAUGAAAAUCAUGUAGACUUAAACAGAGAUUUUCCAGAUCAGUUUGAACCUCAAAGAGCUGGGACUCUACUGUCUGGCAGGCAACCAGAAACAAUAGCACUAAUGACUUGGAUUAUCUCAAGACCAUUUGUACUUUCUGGUAACCUUCAUGGAGGAGCUGUUGUUGCUAGUUAUCCAUUUGAUGAUACAAGUGCCCAUAGAACAUGUUGUGUGGAAAGUCGCUCGCCUGAUCACGAUCUGUUCAAGAAGUUGGCGUUAACUUACGCCGAAAAUCAUCAGUUGAUGAAAAAAGGUGAUGCCUGCAGCAAUGAAAAUUUCGACAAGGGCAUAACGAAUGGAGCUUAUUGGUAUGAAGUCAAAGGUGGCAUGCAAGACUUCAACUAUAUCCAUUCAAACUGCUUUGAGGUGACAUUCGAGCUAAGUUGUUGCAAGUUCCCAUUCGCAAAAGAACUGCCUCAAGAGUGGAAAAACAACAAAGAGGCGUUGCUCUCCUUCAUGGAGGCUGUGCAUUGGGGUGUAAAAGGAUUGGUUAGGACAGAAGGAGGGGAUGCUGUAUUAGACGGGGACGUUGUGGUUGUGGGGCUAGGUCACAACGUGACUACCUCCAAUAGGGGGGAGUAUUGGAGAAUGCUGCUGCCAGGGAAGUACGAAAUGUACGCAGUGGCCUAUGGGUUUCUCCCAUCAGAACGAGUGACUGUAGUGGUGGAAGAAGGCAAGACCACCAUCCAGAACUUUACACUGAAACACGAGCCCGUCGAACAAGGUAACUUCAAGGAUUUGAGGUCCGUUGAUACAGAUCCUUUUGAUGAGUAUGGCUUCGUAAUACACGAUAAUUCCAUAUUCAAACAUCACAACUACGAUGAACUAACUAGGUAUCUACAAUUCUAUCAUACCAUGUAUCCCAAUAUUACCAAACUGCAUUCUAUAGGAAAAUCUGUGCAAGGGCGAGAACUUUGGGUUUUUGUUAUCAGCAAUACACCAAAUGAACAUGUUGCUGGCAAGCCUGAGUUUAAAUACAUAGGAAAUAUGCACGGAAAUGAAGUAGUGGGGCGAGAAAUGCUCUUGUAUUUAAUCAAAUAUUUAUGUGAAAGAUACGGAAUAGAUGAAAGAAUAACGAAGCUUUUAAACACUACCAGGAUACAUUUAUUGCCAAGCAUGAAUCCUGAUGGCUAUGAAAUCUCAAAGGAAGGUGACGCUUCCAGUCUUAUUGGACGCAACAAUGUAAACGGUUAUGAUCUCAACAGGAAUUUCCCUGAUCAGUACUGGACAAAUAAAUACAAUGAAAUAAUUCAACCUGAAACACAAGCUGUGAUGGAUUGGACGCUUUCAGAACCAUUUGUUUUGUCAACCAAUCUGCAUAAUGGUGCUUUAGUAGCUAACUACCCGUUUGAUGAUACUGCAAGUGGAUCAACUAUCGAGAACUUGUCACCAGAUGACAGGGUUUUCAAGUACCUGGCGCAUACAUAUUCUAACGCACAUAGAACUAUGCACGAUGGAGUGCCGUGUCCGAUGUUUCCGAAAGAACAUUUCCAAGGUGGCAUCACAAAUGGUGCGAAGUGGUACAGCGUGACAGGAGGAAUGCAAGAUUGGAACUACCUCGUGGCUGGAUGCAUGGCUCUGACGAUAGAAAUCGGCUGUUACAAGUAUCCUUAUGCCAAAGACUUACCGCUGUAUUGGAUGGAUAAUAAAGAAGCUCUUGUUACAUUUAUUGAACAGGUACAUAGAGGAGUGUCAGGAUUUGUGGUUAGUACAAUUGGAAGACCUAUUCAAAAUGCCGAGAUUAUAGUUGAAGGUAUCAAUCACGUGGUACGAACGGCAAAAUAUGGUGAUUAUUGGAGGAUACUGCUACCAGGGAAUUACAACAUAACUGUGGCCGCUAGAGGAUACGAAAGUUACACGUCAAAUGUCACAAUUCCAGAAUCGGGUUACGUCCAAUACAAUGUGACUUUGAUGAAGGACGACCCUCUACACUGGGCAAGCGCCUAUGAUUUUGGCAUAGGAGAAAAUCAGUACCAUCCCAAAUACCACACUAAUCAAGAUAUAUAUUCCAAAAUGGCUUAUUUAGAAAAUAAGUACCCUAAUGCUGCCUCUUUCAAAAGUGGCGAAGAUUACAUCUCCAUGGCUGUGCAUUCUUUGAUCAUCACAGACCAGCAUGUGGUGGAUGAUGACAAAAAGUUCCACAUCGGCGUGAUCGGGAACCUAUUCGCUACUCAACCGAUAGGCAGAGAGAUUGGAAUAUAUCUGGCACGCCACUUACUGGAAGGUUACCAUAUAGGAGAUUUUAAAAUUAUGAAAAUAUUGAAGAAUACUGUCGUUCAUGUCAUCCCGGUGAUCGACAAGGCCUUCGAACAGAUUUGGGGUGACUAUGAAAAAGAAGCUCUGGGAAACGUUAAGCCUGACAAGUAUUUGUGCAACAAUAUAUCUUCAGAUUUCAAGCAAGUUGGUGAGCAGCUGGUUACCAGCAGGGUUAGCAACCAUCAAGACACAAAAUCUGUAGCGAAUGCUCUCAAACAUCUACUUUUAGAACAAAAGUUUGAUUUCAUUUUGAAUAUCGAAGGGGGAUCCAGUGGAGUACUGUGCCCAAAUACCAAAGACCAAAUCCAGCUAUACAAAAAGAUAGCCGAACAAUACUUGUCAGUUUUAAAGUACCCUCCAGUUUGCAGUGGACCUGCAAAAGGAACAGAUGAACUUUUGACAGAAUACCUAUACCGCGAAUAUAAUGCACCAAUGUUAACCGCCAAAGUAAGUUGUUGCGAGUAUCCUGCGAUAGGUAAUAUUCCGUUCAUCUGGAGGGAUAAUUUGGAUGCUAUCAUGAAAGUUAUAUCUACAACUUUGACGGGUGUAGAAGGUGUAAUUCAAAACGUCUUGGGGGAGCCCAUGUUGAAUGCAACAAUUUCAGUUACUGGCAUGGAACUGCAAUUUGAUGUUACAAAACGAUUAGCUCAUUUCAAGAUUUUGCUGCUUCCUGGGCAGUACGUUUUAGAAAUAGCAUGCCAUAACUACCAGCCUGAAACUUUGCAUGUGGAAGUGGAGGAAGAAAAAGUAUUGUCACUGAAGGUUAUUUUGAAACGUGGCGAGGAAGAAGUAUACGGAGGUACAGUAGUGCAUCCUACCAAUGAACAAGAAUCUGUUACAGAUGGUUCAUUGAGAGAGCCUUUUAAAGGAUCUGUCAAAACAGGAAUCAAAGGUUACUAUUCUAUUCCAGAAUUUAAAAAAGUUAUGAGUCAUUAUGAUGCAUUGCACUUGACUCUUAAUGAUAUUUUUAGGUUAUAUCAAGGAUUACUCCGAUCAUCCAGUUCCAAACGCCAAAGUUACGAUUUUAGAAAACAAUUAUACAACUUUCUCCGAUUCGAAUGGAAAAUAUGGAAUUCCUGUGGUGCCAGGCAAGUACACGCUUGAAGUUACAGCAUCUGCUUACCACAAAAACGUCAAGUUGGUUGACGUGAAUGCAGUACAUACGAGUACAUUUCCAAAAGUGGUCAUCGUUAAAUUGAAGAGGGACCAAAAUUAUUUCGGAGUUCCAAGAUUGCCGUUUGUGUUACUCACAGGUUUCAUUUGUGCCAGUAUUUUCGGUUUAGGCAUAUUUUGUUAUGUGGCAUGUAAGAGAAAGAGAGCAAAAUACGAUCCAUUAUCACAGUAUACUUUCUAUGAGGAUUUUAAAGACCUUGACGAGACUAAGGAAAAUGAGCUUUUCAGAACACCACUACAAAAAAAGCCUCUCAUAAGGCCUUAUUACGAUGAUGAUGAGGAGGACGAGAAUAUUGACUAUCCUGAAGAUGCAGCUUCCAGCAGCUCUGACGAGGAAAUUGUUCUUCUGAAGAGUAACUAAUAUUUUUUUAUAACUCUAUAGUUCGUAGAUACCCAUUUACAAGUUUUAAUGCACAAACAUUCCACAAAAUCGAUGACAAUUUCUCGUUGCCCAAGAACUAUGUAUUAUUCUGUUAAUUUUAUUCUUAUAGCAAAAUUUGUCAUUUUGAACAAAAGCUAGAUCAUUCCACUUGACAGUAUUUUGAGAAAAGUUUUUGAUCUUCAUUGUUUUUAGAUAACUUUUAAGAAUACAAGUAGAAUUAGGGCAUAAAGUAUUUCCCACUUUCGAUUUGAACAUAUUUUUACUACAUUCGUGUUUGCUCUUAUGCCAAUUACCAGUGUGAUCUUUGAUACUAUGUUUGUAUAUUUUUUCAAAUGAACAAUAUAUUUUAUAUAUUCAUGUAAUUAUAUAUAUAUAUAUAUAUAUAUGUAUGUUAAAGAAUGCAAU
Messenger RNA from Acanthoscelides obtectus, 4954 nucleotides. Lineage: Eukaryota; Metazoa; Arthropoda; Insecta; Coleoptera; Chrysomelidae. The record is from the annotation of a GenBank genome assembly.